This is a messenger RNA of Prorocentrum cordatum, 1270 nucleotides long. NCBI's taxonomy places the organism in Eukaryota, Dinophyceae, Prorocentrales, Prorocentraceae. The record is from the annotation of a GenBank genome assembly.
GUUUCAGUUCGGCCUGCUGGUGCAGAAGACGAUGCCAGAGGUGCACCGGCUCUUCGAGAAGAAUACCAUCACGCCAGAGCUGUACCUGGCAAAGUGGAUGCUCUCCCUGUUCACGCACCCGCUGCCCUUCGAAGACGCAGCGCGCAUCUGGGACCUCGUGGUCUGCGACGGCGUCGACGCCGUGGUGCCGCUGGCCCUCGCAGCGAUGGGACGCGUGCGCACCAAGACCGUGAAAAAGGCGGCCCCGGCCGCCGCCGAGCGGCCGCUGCCCUCGGCCCUGAGAUGUCUGAUGGCAGCCGCAACGUCUCGCCUGCUCGCUCGAUCCCUCGCAGCGACAACAGUGCGGUGGAUGCAGAUCGGCGCGGCCGCUUCCGCCCCGAAGCUGGGGGGUCUCUACGGUCGGGAAGAUCUCAGCGGUCUGGCGGCUGGGAUGUACGUCCUGAUACUGAGCGUCGUCCGCCUGCUCCUGCUUCACAUCGGGGAAUGGACCCUGGCGCCCCUGCCCCCUGGUCGGCGGUGCCUGCUGGGGGUGUACCACAUCGACGCCGACGAUGACGUGGGCGACUCUCCCGACUUCAACAUCCACUACUAUCGCGCCGACAUUGAAGCCCGCUUCGCCUCCCUGCGUGGCAACUUCGAUGACAUGGUCAAAGCUGCGGUCACCUCGUCCCUCCAUGCCGCCAGCGACCCGAUCCCCAAGACCUUGGACGUGCUGCGUCAGCAGGUUUCGGGGCAUGUCCAAGUUAUUGACCAGAAAGUCACGUCAGCGAUUCGCCCACAAUUCGACCAGCUCGCCGGAAUAUUCCAGAUGCAGCAGGACGCGCUCACCAAGCGCGUCUCGGAGUCGGGUGUGCGCGAAGAGAUUGGCGCCUUCCUCGCUGAGCUCAACUUCCGCGAGGCGGCUCGCGUGAUCGUGGAGAAGUAUUUCCCCAAGCUCACGCUGGACUUUCAGGUGAACAAGAAAAUCGCGGAGGAGGUUGCGACGAUCCCGUCGAAGCGCUUGCGCAACAAGAUUGCUGGCUUCACCACGCACCUGAUGAAGAGGAGAGAUUCAGCGCGGUCCUGUGCGCGGCAUCUCCCUGAAGUUGCAGGAGGAGGAGCGCGAGCGGCGCAUGGAGUACGUGCCGGAUCGGUCCGAGGUGGACAUCGAUUCAAUCCAGGUGGAUCCAGACACGCGCGACAUGCUCAAGGACGGGAACUCGACAUGGACAAGCUGCCCAACAUCACCACCAGCUCCCUUGGCCUCGGGCGGGCGAUGGGUCGGCGCUGA